This is a messenger RNA of Cannabis sativa, 1359 nucleotides long. Its product is annotated as phospholipase A1-Igamma2, chloroplastic. NCBI's taxonomy places the organism in Eukaryota, Viridiplantae, Streptophyta, Magnoliopsida, Rosales, Cannabaceae. Gene Ontology annotation, molecular function: glycerophospholipase activity. Gene Ontology annotation, biological process: lipid metabolic process. The record is from RefSeq and is a predicted model, not a curated record. The coding region runs from base 1 to 1356 and encodes 451 amino acids. The transcript has 2 exons.
AUGAUCCUGUGUGCUCUCAUAAUUUGGAGGCUCUCUUACACUUGCUUCACGGGUAAUGUUAAUAACAACAACAUUACAGUUACAGACUCAUCAAAACGACACCGUUUGUUAUCCGAAGCUUGGCCAAAACUCCACGGUCAAGACAACUGGGUCGGACUACUCGACCCGAUCGACCCGCUUCUCAGAUCCGAACUCAUUCGCUACGGGGAGAUGGCCCAAGCCUGUUACGAUGCCUUCGACUUCGACCCGUUUUCCAAAUACUGCGGAACUUGCAGAUUCACUCCCCAAAGUUUCUUCAAAACCCUAUCAAUGGCUACUCACCACCACCAUUACCGACUCACUCGUUACCUCUACGCCACUUCCAACAUCAACCUCCCAAACUUCUUCAAGAAAUCGAGGUGGCCCAAGGUCUGGAACAACGCCGCCAAUUGGAUCGGCUACGUCGCCGUAUCCACCGACGAAGCCACCCAACACCUCGGCCGCCGCGAUAUCACCGUAGCAUGGCGCGGAACGGUCACCAGACUCGAAUGGAUCGCCGACUUAAUGGAUUACCUCAAACCCGUAUCCUCCUCCAACAAGAUUCCUUGCCCCGACCCGAACGUGAAAGUCGAAUCCGGGUUUUUAGAUCUCUACACCGAUAAGGACGAGACCUGCCGAUUCUGCAAAAACUCGGCGAGGGAACAGAUCAUCUCCGAGGUGAAUCGGCUUAUGGAGAUGUACUCCGGCGAGGAAAUGAGUAUCACGAUUACGGGUCACAGUCUCGGGGCGGCUCUGGCGAUUCUAAGCGCGUACGACAUAGCCGAAACGGGCACAAAUGUGGGUGGAAACGGUCGGGUGGUACCUGUAUCCGUUUUGUCGUUUUCGGGUCCUCGGGUGGGUAAUGUUGGGUUCAGGGAGAGAGUUGAGGGUUUGGAUGUGAAGGUUUUGAGAGUAGUGAAUGUUCACGAUGUGGUUCCGAAAUCGCCGGGUUUUAUAUUUAACGAGAAUUCGGGGCCGAUUUUGAUGAGAAUCGGGGAGGGAUUGCCGUGGUGUUACUCUCAUGUGGGCGUGGAAUUGGCGUUGGAUCAUAAGAAAUCGCCGUUUUUAAAACCCACUAAUGAUCCUGUGUGCUCUCAUAAUUUGGAGGCUCUCUUACACUUGCUUGACGGGUAUCAUGGGAAAGAUGAGAGAUUUGUGUUAUCGAGUGGAAGAGACCCAGCCUUAGUGAACAAAGCAUGUGAUUUCUUGAAAGAUCAUUACUUAGUUCCGCCAUUUUGGAGACAAGAGGAGAAUAAGGGCAUGAUCAGAAGCAACGAUGGCCGUUGGAUUCAGCCUGAACGUCCUAAUCAUCACCGUUCAUUCACCAUGCAUGAAUGAAUG